CCUCUUGUUGUCUCAGGGCCAGGUCUGGUCGCAGUCUUUUUUUCUGAGACUCUUGCCCGCUGCCUGCUGAGAGGCGCAGGCGCGCGCGCCCAUGGACGUGGGCUGCUCCACGACCUACGGGGAGGCCUUCGGCGGCUUCUCGCCGUGGGCCGCUGGCGCCGCGGCCGCCGGGCCUCCGGCCGCCGGGGACCUGCCGGGCUGCAGCGCGUGCGGGGCGAGCCUGCGCCCGCGGCGCAGGGGCGGCAGGCGCCAGGCCGCCUCAGGCGGUCCUGGCCUGCGCCUCCCGUGGGGCGGCCCGCGACGAGCGGGGCUGGCCGCUGGGCGGCAGCCCGCAGUGCGCAGGACGCCGCGGCGAGAACGCGGCUGCGCCCGGCGGGCGAGGGGCCCCGAGGCCGGGCCUGCCGAUUCCCGCGCGGCGGCUACCCCGUCGACGGCUCGUUCUGGGCGGCGCUGUCCCCCACCGGCGACGGUCCGCCGGCGCCAGCGGCCAGCUUCGGCCACCUGGAGCUGCUGCCGCAGCGCGGCGCGGCAGGGGCCGCGGCGCACCUCUGGGGCCACUCCGGGGAGGGGCCCCGGGGGAGGUGCAGCCGCUUCCCGCUGGGCGGCUACGCGAUGGGG
Messenger RNA from Prorocentrum cordatum, 618 nucleotides. The record is from the annotation of a GenBank genome assembly. Lineage: Eukaryota; Dinophyceae; Prorocentrales; Prorocentraceae.